AUGAUGAUGAUCCAUACAAUUAUCCAUUUUGCUUCGGAUUGUACUAGCAUUCGUUGUUAUCUCCAACCGGAAGAGGCUAUAGCCAACAAUGUUAUAGCCUUUUUGGAAUUUUUGGAAUUAAUUCGAAUUUAUGGAAAAGUGAAGAAAUUUGUACAUAUCAGCACGGAUGAGGUCUAUGGUGAUUCUGAAUUGGGAAGUGAAGCAAAUCCAAAAACAGAAAAAGACCCGUUGCUUCCAGGAAACCCUUAUGCUGCUACUAAAGCGAUCAGUGAAUAUUAUGUCCACUUAUAUCAGCAAAUUUAUGGACUUCCACUGUGUACUUUAAGAAUAAAUAAUAUUUAUGGUCCUAAUCAAUGGGAUGUUAAGCUAGUUCCGCGAUUUAUUGAAAUUGCCCGGAAAGGAGGUAAAUUCCCUGUACAGGGAAGUGGAGAACAGCUUCGCUCAUGGUUGUAUGUUGAUGAUGCUUCUGAAGGUAUCCGCUUAGCAGUUGAAAAAGGAGGAAUUGGAGAGAUUUACAAUUUGGGCACCUAUGUUGAGCUGAAUGUAAAACAAGUAGCAGAUCGUGUCCAGGCGGAAGUCAAUCGUCAACUAGGGGUUAAUGGAGAAGUAGAAUUUGAAAAAAUUCAAGACCGUCCUUACAACGACCAACGCUAUUUAAUUGACUAUACUAAAGCUAAAGAAGAGUUGGGAUGGGAACCGAAAAUGUCGUUUGAGGAAGGUCUUUCACUCGUUGUCACUUCUCAUUUACGCACCAAAACUGAACCUGAACAAAAAUUGUCUGUUAUAAUUUAUGGAGGUAAAGGAUGGGUAGGGCUUCAAGUUCAGCAAGUACUUGAGGAAAAAAGUAUUCCAUAUGUCUUGGCUAAAUGCAAAAUUGGAAUUGAUUUGGAGGAAAAAGUAAUCAAGGAACUUCUCCAAUUGCGUGGAACUCACGUCCUUUGCUGUACUGGAAGAACACAUGGAGGAAAUUAUAAAACGAUUGAAUAUUUGGAGGGAGGACCCGAAAAAGAUUUUGAAAAUAUUAGAGACAAUCUUUACUGUCCUCUAGCCUUGGCUAUAAUUUGUAAAAAACUGGGACUUCACUAUAGCUAUAUAGGCACAGGCUAUUUAUUUGCUUACGACGAAGGAAGGCACAAAGUUGGAGGUGUACCUUUCAGUGAAAAAGGUAUGUUUUAG
Molecule: messenger RNA, 1176 nt
Organism: Meloidogyne enterolobii
Lineage: Eukaryota; Metazoa; Nematoda; Chromadorea; Rhabditida; Meloidogynidae
Source: the annotation of a GenBank genome assembly